Molecule: messenger RNA, 266 nt
Organism: Pelecanus crispus (Dalmatian pelican)
Lineage: Eukaryota; Metazoa; Chordata; Aves; Pelecaniformes; Pelecanidae
Source: RefSeq, a predicted model, not a curated record
UUCUUGUGAUAUCAUUGGAAAUAACUUUCUUCAUUUGUGGUCUGCUGUUUGCCCUGGUUGUGGAAGAAUGGGUUUGGGAUUAUGCUGUAACAGUUACUGUUAUUCAUAUCAUCAUAACUUCAGUCGUUAUGUCUGAAUUCCCCCUGAUGUUACACUGGUGGCUGGCAUUAGGAUCUGGAGUAAUUUCAAUGAUUUGUGGAGGACAGAUUUUGGCAUACUGCUUGUUCAAAAACAACUUCAUUUACCCAAUUCUAGAUGAUUUUUGA